AUGGGAAUGAAGCAUGGCAUUGGAAUUGGAAUAGGUCUUGGUAUAGGAACAAUGUGUGGUGUCUUCAUAAUCAGCAUUGCUGUAAGAUGGAGGCUAAAAAGAACUACAAAUUCUAAAGAUGAUGUAAAACAUAACUAUCCUGAACAAACCUUUGAAUUCGGAAAUAGAUUAACAUCACCUGCAUUUAACAGUGAAAAUGAGGACCUGGGCAACAAAUCAACAAAAUUAAAACCAACUAGCAGUAGUUUAACUGAUGGUAACGAUGAAUCAUGCGACGACGAUGCCAUAUAUUCUGUACAACUCACAUGGCAGAUAGAGUACCAAAUUUCCUGGAUCAGGAUUGUGUACCGUGCCCCAGGUCUGCUCAGUAACAUGAGCCUGAAGCUGGGACAGAAUAACUGUGAAAAUCAAAUAAUAGAUAUUUUGGACAAUUCAACCGCAGAUAUCUACUGUAAUGUGGAAAAAUUAUACACUAAUUUGACUUUAUCAUGGAACGAGAGGAUAACUAUUUGCUCAAUUUAUGUGAAUGGAGGACGUAAUGUUGCCCUAAAACAGACGGCUGUCCAGUCAAGCACUUAUAUGGUUGCGGGUGAAAGUAAGGCAAAGGCCAGCAACGCUGUCGACGGGGAUCCCAAUAGUAAUUUUAAUGGCGGCUCCUGCACGCACACGGCAGUCAACCCUAUAUCGCUUCCACAGUGGAGUGUCAGUUUUUCAUCCCCACAGUUGGUGCACAGAUAUGUUUUGUACAACAGAAAUGAAGAACCAGAAAGACUUAAGGGAUUUAUACUCCAAAGCUACUCAGCCGACAAUGCUCUAGUAUAUAACUAUACAGACAGUGGCAACACAUUAUCCAAUUACACUGUAACAACAGUUGGGAAAGAAGUAUUAAAGGUUACAAUAAAUGCAACACAAAUAUUGACAUUAUGUGAAGUAGAAAUUUACGGAGAACGCAUCUGUGCACCUGGAUAUUUUGGACUAGACUGUGACCAACAAUGUCGCUGUAGCGACACAUCUGAGACUUGCAUGUCUAUCACUGGUGGAUGUUUAUCUGGUUGUUUGUCUGGGUACUAUGGCCAGGGAUGUCAGAUGGAAUGUUCACCCAAAAAGUGGGGCGUCGAUUGUCUCAAGACCUGUAGUCCAUUCUGUCGUCACCCUGAAGAUUGUAGUCGGACCAACGGCUCGUGUUAUGACGGCUGUCAGGCUGGGUACGGGGGUCCUACAUGCAUCGAUGAAUGCCCUGCUGGAAGAUGGGGAUAUAACUGUGCCAAUACAUGCAGUGAACACUGUGCUAGUGCCAGCCUGUGUGACAAACGAACCGGAAACUGUUCAUCAGGAUGUAGUGCUGGUUACCUUGGUGACAUGUGUGAUAUGGAAUGUGACAAUUUGACCUUUGGCCUGAAUUGUCUGGAGAACUGUUCUAUCAACUGUGGUGGGGAUGGAAAAUGUGACAUUGUUAGCGGCUAUUGUUUGCAAGGUUGCAUGUCUAAAUAUGGCGGUGACGUGUGUGAUCAGCUGAUCCAGGAGAAUGCAACCGAAUCUGUUGCCAUCAUUAUACCAGUUGUAUUGGUAGCUAUCAUAACAGUGUUAAUUAUUGGAGCUGUUGUGAUACUAUUAAAGCGCAAGAAAAUUAAAGAAAAGUCUGUUGAAACACCGGAUAAAGUACUAGACAAUCGACGAUCGUUAGAGACAACUCAUUCGGCAGGUGAGACCGUCAACGCUAAAGUUUUAAACAAAUCAUCAGACAAUGAAGUGAAGAUUGAGAACAAAUAUGUCCUCAUUGAGUCCAUAGACGGUUCUAUAGCUGCUCAUCAGUUGGCUGCUUUCUUGCACACACGAGACAAAGGGUAUUUUGAUGAACAAUUCAAGAAAAUACCAGCACCUGAAAAUGUUUCCACAGCGAUUGGUCUCAGCGAAAAGAACAAGCACAAAAAUAGAUACAAGAAUAUCUGCACAUAUGACCAUUCCAGAGUACACUUGGAUAUCAAUGAAAAAAAGAAUGAAGGAGACUAUAUCAACGCUUCAUACAUUCAGGGAUACAACAGUGAGGAUAAAUUCAUUGCUUCGCAAGGACCCAACAGUAUUAUUAUCAACGACUUCGUACGAAUGUUGUGGGAACAAAAAGUGGAUAAAGUUGUGAUGUUGACUAAUUUGAUAGAGGAAGGAAAGGUCAAGUGCGACAGGUACUGGCCAGAAGAUGGGAAGAUGAUGUUUGGAGAUAUUAAAGUUAAACUGGCUGUCACACAUGUGUUUGCUGAUUAUACGAUCAGAAGAUUGCUGUUAAGUAAGAAAAGCACUGAAGUUCAACAGGUGAUCCAGUUCCACUUCACGUCAUGGCCGGACAAGGGCGUGCCCAUAACUCCCUGGGCGUUGGUGGACUUUGAGCAGAGGGUGGCUUUCAAUCCGACCAGUAGACCUGUGGUCGUCCACUGCAGCGCUGGUGUUGGCCGUACAGGGACAUUUAUCGCACUGAGAAAUGUGAUGAGAGAAGCUGAGGAGACUGGACGUGUUAAUUUCUUACAGACAGUCGCCAGGCUAAGACAGGACAGGAUGAAUAUGGUACAAACAGCGGAACAAUACGAAUUUCUCCACAAAGCUGCACAAGUAGCAAUAACAUGUAUAGGUACCACAAUCACAGCCUAUGAUGUUGACGUGAAGGUUCAACAUCUUCUGGACAAAUCUGUGUCGGGGAAAACUAAUCUGGAAAAUGAAUUCAAUUCGGUAUGUGCUGUAAGCGCUGACUUACAGACAGCUGGUAAAGAAGAAGAAAAAGAAUUGAAAGUUUACGAAAACAACCAAGAUGUGGACUUGAUGAGGAGAUCAUGCCAAAUCGCAUGUACCAAGCUAAGCUGUCUAGAAGCAGACCAGAAGACAGCGACUACAUUAACGCGGUUGUCUUUCCUAGCUUCACCAAACUUGACCAUCAAUAAAUUAUAA
This is a messenger RNA of Physella acuta, 2934 nucleotides long. RefSeq lists its product as uncharacterized. Gene Ontology annotation, molecular function: protein tyrosine phosphatase activity. The record is from RefSeq and is a predicted model, not a curated record. NCBI's taxonomy places the organism in Eukaryota, Metazoa, Mollusca, Gastropoda, Physidae. Gene Ontology annotation, biological process: motor neuron axon guidance; protein dephosphorylation.